AAACAGGCUUUCAUAACCUUUCAAGUAGUGACAGCACCUAGCUCAGCUUGCAGCUCUCACUAGGACAAUUACCUGCCUUAAAGUGUGUGCUACUGGCAUGGGGUUUUCAGGACAUUGUCUGUUGUCCCUACAGAAGAGUCUGGUUAGCUACGCUGGAGUAGGGCUCCUGAUCUACCUUGCAUGUCUCUGUGAUCCUGUUGCUUCUCAGCGGGUUCCCCUCCGACUGAUGGGUGGAUUACACCGCUGUGCCGGCAGAGUUGAAGUGUUUUACAGCAACAAGUGGGGAACUGUGUGUAACCACCACUGGGACUUAAAAGAUGCUGAAGUUGUGUGCCGUCAGCUGCGGUGUGGAAAAGCCCUAUCAGCCUCUGGGUCUGGUCAGUUCAGUGCAGGUUCAGGACCAAUCUGGCUGGCUGAUGUUAACUGUACAGGGACGGAAAUUGCGCUCUCUUACUGCAGAGUGAAGGUCUGGGGAAAGAACAACUGCAACCAUGGUGAAGAUGCUGCUGUGGUGUGCUCAGACUCAGGCAGCCAUCCUCCAGAUCGUCACACUAGUCCCACACUACUACGUCUGGUGAAUGGCCAGGACCGCUGCUCUGGAAGAGUUGAGCUACUGCACGAACACCAGUGGGGAACUGUAUGUGAUGAUGACUGGAGCUUAACUGAUGCCAAAGUGGUGUGCCGGCAGCUGGGCUGUGGGAUGGCAACCUCAGCCCCUGUCUCAGCUCACUUUGGCGAGGGAUCUGGUCCCAUCUGGCUAGACAAUGUUCAGUGCAGUGGGAGAGAAGCUGCCCUCUCUGAAUGCCAGGCCAGGCCUUGGGGCAUACAUAACUGUAUCCAUGGAGAAGAUGCUGGGGUUGUGUGCACAGCCACAGCCACUGAAGUGUCAUCUGAACUGCGCCUGGAGAAUGGCCCCAGUCGCUGUGCUGGAAGAGUGGAGGUGCUCCACAACUAUCAGUGGGGAACAGUGUGUGAUGACGGCUGGAGUUUAACUGAAGCCACAGUGGUGUGCCGGCAGCUGGGCUGUGGGACAGCAGUCUCAGCCCCUGGCUCGUCUCGCUUUGGACAAGGGUCUGGCCGUGUCUGGCUGGAUAAUGUGAACUGCACAGGGGCAGAAACCACCCUCUCUCAAUGCCAGGCCAGGCCUUGGGGAUCCAAUGACUGUCACCAUGGGGAGGAUGCUGGUGUGGUGUGCUCAGACUUGGACACUUCAGGGCAUCCGCUGCUCAGGCUGGUGAAUGGAUCCAGCAACUGCACUGGGCGAGUUGAGGUUCUGCACAACCAGCAGUGGGGAACCAUAUGCGAUGACACUUGGGACCUAUAUGAUGCAGCAGUCGUGUGCAGGGAGCUGGGAUGUGGGAAGGUGCUGUCAGCCUUGGAUUCAGCUCAUUUUGGACAAGGAUCAGGCCCCAUUUGGCUGGACAGUGUUCACUGCAUAGGAACUGAAUCCACCUUCACAAAGUGUAGACUGAGCAACUGGGGAGAACACAACUGUGGCCAUGAAGAAGAUGCUGGUGUGGUGUGCUCAGGCACGCAGCAGCUGCGGGUGAAGGACGGCCCAGGCUCCUGCGCGGGACGUGUGGAGGUGCUGUACAAUGCUAUGUGGCAUGGCUUGUGUGAUACCAGUUGGAGCUUAUUGGAAGCAGAGGUCGUCUGCAGGCAGCUGGGCUGUGGGCCAGCACAGUCUGCACCCCUUGGAGCUCAGUUCGGCCAGGAGAACGGCCAAGCAUUGCUGGAAGGGCUGAGCUGCAGGGGCACAGAGUCACUCCUCUUGGAGUGCCAGCAGAGCAAGAUGGAGGUGGGGCUGUGCCGGCAUGGCUCUGCAGCUGGUGUGGUGUGUACUGAGCUGAUAGAGCUUACACAGUCCUGCUCCAUGCUGUCAGGUCUGCUUGGCACAGUGGCAAUGCUCUGUGGAAUCCUGAUGGUCCUAUACCUGUGGAUGAGGUGUGGAAGAUGGGCUGGACACUCCCUGGGCAAAGCACCUAUAAAAGGGAUGGAGGAUGCCAGGACAUCAUCUGAGGCUUAGAUAGCGACACUCCUGGCGCCGAAGGAAAAGCUCCCUCAGGACUCCAGUGGGCAGCAAAGACACUGUUCUGUGAAGGCAGUAGAGCAGAGCAGCUACUGCGAUGAUCAGGAGAGAGGAUCUUCUCCGGCAGAAUGGAAAAUUUUGUCACCUGUUCCCCAUAGCCCCUGGCUCAUAGCACUGAACCUCUUUGAGUUCCAGCUCCCCACAUGACCACACACAGCACCAUGAGGCCUUCAGUCUCAAAGCAAGGUGUUCUCAGAGUAGUAAUCCCUAUCUGGUCCUCCAGGCAGCCUCUAGCAUCCUAACCCCAUCUAUGUGGACUAUCCCUCUUUUCCCAUUCUGUAUCCUGCAAACUAGCCACCCAGUGCCAUCACCCUCAGCACAUUCCCAACAGGAUCCUACGUUGUCCUCUAACCUCCCAUGGAAAGGAUGUAUAUUUCCUGAUCCAGGAGUAACUGAACAGGAUGCUCUAUUGCACUGUACAUAACUGGUUUUGCAAUUUGCACAGUACACCUAAAAGCCUGUCCAGAAUGGGCUGAGAUGAUGCUUGUUCCCUGUAUUGAUUUAACCCAUUUUUGAAUACCAGAGGAAAUGCUCCCUUGAAGAACAAGGAUCCAAUAUCAUAGAGAUUUAGGGGCACAUAGUGACUUGGCCUGAAGUCUGGCCAAAGUAGAAGUGAUUACAAGAA
Dromaius novaehollandiae (emu) is the source of this 2714-nucleotide messenger RNA. Its product is annotated as deleted in malignant brain tumors 1 protein-like. Gene Ontology annotation, cellular component: plasma membrane. Gene Ontology annotation, molecular function: serine-type endopeptidase activity. The transcript has 8 exons. Lineage: Eukaryota; Metazoa; Chordata; Aves; Casuariiformes; Dromaiidae. Bases 98 to 2026 code for a protein of 642 amino acids. The record is from RefSeq and is a predicted model, not a curated record. Gene Ontology annotation, biological process: zymogen activation.